Molecule: messenger RNA, 1308 nt
Organism: Rangifer tarandus platyrhynchus (Svalbard reindeer)
Lineage: Eukaryota; Metazoa; Chordata; Mammalia; Artiodactyla; Cervidae
Source: the annotation of a GenBank genome assembly
AUGGCGGCGUCCUCCCUGGAACAGAAGCUGUCCCGCCUGGAAGCAAAGCUAAAGCAGGAGAACCGCGAGGCCCGGCGGAGGAUCGACCUCAACCUGGAUAUCAGCCCCCAGCGGCCCAGGCCCAUUAUUGUGAUCACUCUAAGCCCUGCUCCUGCCCCGUCCCAACGAGCAGCCCUGCAGCUCCCACUGGCCAACGAUGGGGGCAGCCGCUCACCGUCCUCCGAGAGCUCGCCGCAGCACCCCACACCCCCCGCCCGGCCCCGCCACAUGUUGGGGCUGCCUUCAACCUUGUUCACACCCCGCAGCAUGGAGAGCAUCGAGAUUGACCAGAAGCUGCAGGAGAUCAUGAAGCAGACGGGCUACCUGACCAUCGGGGGCCAGCGCUACCAGGCGGAGAUCAAUGACCUGGAGAACCUGGGGGAGAUGGGCAGUGGCACCUGCGGCCAGGUGUGGAAGAUGCGCUUCCGGAAGACGGGACACAUCAUUGCUGUCAAGCAAAUGCGGCGCUCGGGGAACAAGGAGGAGAACAAGAGGAUCCUCAUGGAUUUGGACGUGGUGCUCAAGAGCCACGACUGCCCCUACAUUGUGCAGUGCUUCGGGACUUUCAUCACCAACACGGAUGUCUUCAUCGCCAUGGAGCUCAUGGGCACGUGCGCGGAGAAGCUGAAGAAGCGGAUGCAGGGCCCCAUCCCCGAGCGGAUCCUGGGCAAGAUGACGGUGGCAAUUGUGAAGGCGCUCUACUACCUGAAGGAGAAGCAUGGCGUGAUCCACCGUGAUGUCAAGCCCUCCAACAUCCUGCUGGACGAGCGGGGCCAGAUCAAGCUCUGUGACUUCGGCAUCAGUGGCCGCCUGGUCGACUCCAAAGCCAAAACGCGGAGCGCUGGCUGUGCCGCCUACAUGGCACCCGAGCGCAUCGACCCCCCGGAUCCCACCAAGCCCGACUACGACAUCCGGGCCGAUGUGUGGAGCCUGGGCAUCUCCUUGGUGGAGCUGGCGACAGGACAGUUCCCCUACAAGAACUGCAAGACGGACUUUGAGGUCCUCACCAAAGUCCUCCAAGAGGAGCCCCCGCUCCUGCCCGGACACAUGGGCUUCUCGGGGGACUUCCAGUCCUUCGUCAAAGACUGCCUUACUAAAGAUCACAGGAAGAGACCAAAGUAUAAUAAGCUACUUGAACACAGCUUCAUCAAGCGCUACGAGACGCUGGAGGUGGACGUGGCGUCCUGGUUCAAGGAUGUCAUGGCGAAGACCGAGUCACCGAGGACAAGCGGGGUCCUGAGCCAGCACCACCUGCCCUUCUUCAGGUAG